AUGGACAAUCGAAUCCAUGGAGGAUGCUCGCCGCCGCGUCUCGCCCUCCGCGUCGCCUCCGUCCUCCUCUUCCUGUGCGUAGCUGCGACCCCGGCGGCGAGCCAUGGCCCCCAUGGCAAUGACACCGGCCUGCACAAGAACUUCCUCAUCAUCGUGCGCAGCCCGUACGUGUACGACACGAAGCUGUACAAGAACACGUCGAGCUGGCAUGCGUCGCUCCUGGCCGAGGUGUGCGACAUGGCCAAGGAGGCGAUGGAGAAUGACCCCUCCUCCGUCACCCGGCUCCUAUACUCCUACCGCAACGUCGUCAAUGGUUUCUCCGCCCGUCUCACGGUGGAGGAGCUGGAGGAAAUGAAAAAGAAGGACUGGUUUUAUAAGGCCUAUCCUGAGAAGACGUACCACCUCAUGACCACGCACACGCCCAAGAUGCUGGGGCUCAUGGGCGAGGACCGCGCCGGGGAAGGCGUCUGGAACACCAGCAACAUGGGCGAGGGCAUCAUCAUCGGGGUCCUCGACGACGGCAUCUACGCCGGCCACCCGUCGUUCGACGGCGAGGGGAUGAAGCCGCCGCCCAAGAAGUGGACUGGCCGGUGCGACUUCAACAACACCGUGUGCAACAACAAGCUCAUCGGCGCGCGGUCCUUCUUCGAGUCGGCCAAGUGGAAGUGGAAGGGCGUCGACGACCCGGUGCUCCCGAUCAACGAGGGCCAGCACGGGACGCACACGUCCAGCACCGCCGCCGGCGCGUUCGUGCCCGACGCCAACAUAUCCGGCCUCGCGGUGGGCACGGCGGUCGGCAUGGCGCCCCGCGCGCACAUCGCCUUCUACCAGGUGUGCUUCGAGCAGAAGGGCUGCGACCGGGAUGACAUACUCGCGGCGGUCGACGAUGCCAUCGAGGACGGCGUCGACGUGCUCUCUAUGUCUCUUGGCGGGAACCCGGACACUGACUUCUCGGAGGACCCCGUCUCGCUCGGCGGAUACACCGCUGCCCUCAACGGCGUGUUCGUCAGCACGGCGGCUGGCAACAUCGGCCCGAACCCGGCAACCGUCGCCAACGGGGCACCCUGGCUUCUCACCGUGGGGGCGAGCACCACCGACAGGCGGUUCGCGGCCACCGUGAAGCUUGGCAGUGGAGAUGAACUUGACGGCGAGUCGCUCAGCGAAGUCAAGGACUACGGGAAGGAGCUGCGGCCGUUGGCGCGCGACGUGGGCGACGGUAAGUGCACCAGCGACACCGUGUUGAGUGCGGAGAACGUCACCGGGAAGAUCGUCAUUUGCGAGACUGGCGGCACCCCUAGCACCACCAAGGCCAAAAUGGUCGAAAAGGCCGGAGGGUUCGGCAUGAUCGUCGUCACCCCUGAGGUGUUUGGCCCGGUGAUCAUCCCGAGGCCCCACGUCGUCCCGACGGUGCAAGUGCCCUACAAAGUCGGGCAGAAGCUCAAGACCUACGUGCAGUCCGAGAAAGAAGCCACGGCGAACUUCAUCUUGAAAGGAACGUCGUUCGACACCCCGCGGUCGCCGAUGAUGGCGCCCUUCUCGGCGCGGGGGCCGAACCUGCAAAGCCGGGGGAUUCUAAAGCCUGACAUCAUCGGCCCGGGAGUGAACAUACUCGCGGGCGUCCCCGGCAUCGCGGACUUGGUGUUGCCGCCCAAAGCAGAGAUGCCCAAGUUCGACGUCAAGUCCGGCACGUCCAUGUCGUGCCCGCACCUCGCCGGGGUCGCCGCGCUGCUGAAGAACGCGCACCCGACGUGGUCGCCCGCCGCCAUCAAGUCGGCGCUGAUGACGACCACCGAAACCACCGAUAACAAGAAGAAACCGUUCGCCGACGUGGACGGCACGCAGGCGACGUACUUUGCCACGGGCGCCGGGCACGUGAACCCGAAGAAAGCCAUGGACCCGGGGCUGGUGUACAACCUGUCGGCGUCGGACUACGUCCCCUACCUGUGCGGGCUCAACUACACGGACCAGCAGGUGAACUCGAUCAUCCACCCGGAGCCGGCGGUGGACUGCACCAAGAUAACAAAGAUCGGCGAGAAGGACCUCAACUACCCGUCGAUCACCAUCAUCAUCGACAAGGCAGACACCACCGUGAACGCCACCCGCGCGGUGACCAACGUCGGUGUGGCAAGCUCGACGUACGAGAUGGAGGUUGAGGUGCCGAAAUCGGUGACGGUGGAAGUGACGCCGACGAAGCUGGAGUUCAAGGAGCUGGACGAGGUCUUGAACUACACGGUCUCCGUCAAGGCGGCGGCCGUGCCGGAAGGCGCCGUCGAAGGGCAGCUCAAGUGGGUCUCCAGCAAGCACAUCGUGCGAAGCCCGAUCCUCAUAUUGCCCGGCGACGGGGAGGAGGAGGCCACGUCGGGAGCUGAGGGGCCUUCAGCUCAUGUUAGUUCUUUGCUCGAGUGA
Triticum urartu is the source of this 2406-nucleotide messenger RNA. The record is from RefSeq and is a predicted model, not a curated record. NCBI's taxonomy places the organism in Eukaryota, Viridiplantae, Streptophyta, Magnoliopsida, Poales, Poaceae.